UUAUUUUAUAAAGGAAAAAAAAUAACUCCAAACAUUAUUUGAAUCACGCGUUCUUUAGUGAAAACAUGGAUAUUUUAUUUCGUUUGCGUGGGCAGUUAGUUCUGCUAUUUCCAUUUGUAAUAAAUCUUUCACAUUGUGAUGUCUCGCAUCAGUUGUGGAUAUACAAACCGGAACUGGAGAAUAUGACUGCAUCAUCAGGAUAUAGAGUCAGGACUCGAUCAUCUGUAGGGUGUGGCCGCACGUGCUCUAUAAAUGACACGUGCAUCUCCUUCUUCGUUAUGCCAACAGAACAGCUAAACUGUCAGUUACACGACACUGUGUUGGAUGCCACAGAUGGGUUAUCGUACGUGCAGAAAUCAUAUUACUAUGUGCUUGGUGGAGCCGGAAUAACAUCAACUACACCAAUCCCGACUGCGCAACCUUUCUCGUGCCCUCCCGAUGAUACUAUUUUUAGAACAGUACAGUUGUCUGACGGAGAGCUCUUCACUUACAAGGUUGUUAAGGUACUGGAAACUCAGUCAAACGCUAUUGCGGGAUGCGCAAGUCAAGGUGGAUUCCUGUCUCGCGUGAAAACCGUGGCCAAGAUGAACAUGCUUCUAGAUCUUGUCAGGAAUUGUACAGGUUACAGUGGAGAAGAGUAUUAUGUUGAUGGAAGCAACGCUAGUGCUGAUGAUUGGUAUGCCCCGGGAGCCUGGACGUUUGUUGAUGGAGAACCUGUACCCAUGACGAGUGACUUUUGGGGAUCAACCUAUCCAAAUGAUCCACACGUUCAACAUUGCUUACGCAUGCAAAUGAGCGCUGCAAAUUACAAGUUUGAUGACAUAAGCUGUACUGAACAACGCUACUAUAUUUGUGAAAAAUAGACACGUGGCGGUCUAGAGCGUUACUAUAUUUUUGAAACACGUGACUAUCCUUACUAGUGCAUGCUCUUAAAAAAGACAGAUAAUUCUAAUUAUUAGCGUUACUACACUUUAAUAAAGAAACAAGACGAAAGAAUUUUGAUCUUAUAAUGUUAACAUGUACAUCCUUUUAAAAAUACAAAUUCAAAAGUCAUCUUAUGAACAGUAUUUAAUUUUUUUAUUAUUUUUUUUAUUAUGUUUUUACAUAUUUCGGCUUAGGAUUUUAAAUUAUUUGCUAAUAUCUUUUUACAAUUUUUAAUCCUAGCUGUAAACAGGAGUGUCAUUAAAUCAAGAUUUGACUGUGAUUAAGAGGUUAAUACACGG
This is a messenger RNA of Ruditapes philippinarum (Manila clam), 1223 nucleotides long. RefSeq lists its product as uncharacterized. NCBI's taxonomy places the organism in Eukaryota, Metazoa, Mollusca, Bivalvia, Venerida, Veneridae. Bases 66 to 863 code for a protein of 265 amino acids. The record is from RefSeq and is a predicted model, not a curated record. The transcript is spliced from 5 exons.